This is a messenger RNA of Ambispora gerdemannii, 2793 nucleotides long. Lineage: Eukaryota; Fungi; Glomeromycota; Glomeromycetes; Archaeosporales; Ambisporaceae. The record is from the annotation of a GenBank genome assembly.
AUGGCGUAUGUUCCCUCUUCGAAUAGCGUCAGAGAAGGCACGCAUCUUUCCGCGUCGUCUCAAAGAACUAGAACUCGUCCAUUAAAACGUAUGCGAACAAGUAAUCCUGUAGUCGCAACUUCCUCAAUUCUCAAUGAGGACGAAGUGGAUCCGUGUAGUGAAACCGAACCUUACUUUGAUUCACACGAGCAUGAGCCCUCUCGUAAACAUAAAUAUAGUAAAAAUAAACAACCGGUUUCUUCUUCUACAACCACUACUCCUGAUAAUAAUUCCACUCCUUAUGUCUUUAAAUCCGUCAAUCCCGGGCAAAAUUAUUCACAGCCUGAUUCUUAUCAUUCCCCUGAAAGACAUGCUUCCAUUUCUUCAUCCUCGACCAUUUCAAGUAUCUCCACAUGCACAAGCACCUGCACUCCACUCUUAUCCGAAGAACAAGUUACAAAAAUUAUAGAAAUGUUGGGCGAUGCAUUAGAAGAAGUCAAGAUUCAUGUCUGGCGAACGAUUAUCGAUACUAAUGAAAAUGAUAAAAACAUUCCACCAACAUUUCUUCAAGAGUUUAAUAAACUUUUGAAUGAGACACCGCUGCCAAAUCCAUCAGCUGUAAAACCGCAACAUAUCACAAAUCUAUCACAUUUAAGAUCUGAACUUUUCGGAUUACAACCAAAUAUUUCUUCAUCGUCUGAUACAAAUUUUUAUCAACAUGUGUUCAACUUUUACUGCCAAAUGACUGCUUUUUUGACCGUGGCUCAGAUGUUCUUUGAAGUGGUGGUCAAUGAUUUUCUAUGCGAACGCGAACAACCCAACGAAAACAGAAAACAAAUAUUAGAAACAUUCAUGGGAAUAUUUCAAGAUGAAGACAAUUUCCUUAUUAAUCCACUUAUACCAACUUCAUCGAUUAUUUUCAGUAGUACUCAUAAUUCUGAUGAAUUGGAUGCGUUCAUUUGGUAUUACAGACUACUAGUAGCACGCGAUUCUUUGAAUUACCCGUGCGAUCUUCCCCAACGAUUACACGCAUUUGCGAUUCGGUUCACAACUCUCGACGCGAUUGAAUCAAUAUUAUCGAUAUUUUACACAAAGUAUUUUUUGAAUGUGUUUGCAAAAGAGCAUCAAAAGGACCACGGCCAAUUCUACACUCCAAGAGAAGUCAUGAGAUUCAUGUGGGAUCGAGUCUUACUUUCUAGUCAUUCUUGGAUGGAGAAAUUACUUCGUGGGCCUCCACAUACUUUCGAUUCUGCUCCGCAUCCAAGUCGACAUGAGAUUGGAUUUAAACCGUUCGCUCCUCGAGUGCUUGAUCCUUGUAUGGGAAUAGGUUCCUUCCUAUGUGAAUAUAUCAAUCGACUCACUUACGCAGCUAGUCGAUUUCCGUCUGUAUGGAAACAACCGGAAGCACUUUCGCAUCUUCUUCAAUCUCUUGCCAAUAAUCUUUGGGGUAUAGAAAUAGAUUCCUUUGCGUGUCAUUUAUCAAAAUUGAACAUUUUACUUCAUAUGUUGCCUAUUUACAAGCAAUUUCUUCAGUUAUCACCUGCUGGCACGAUUAAAUUGAGAAGAUUAAAUCUCUUUUGUAAUGAUACAUUGAAUUUAUAUCUCCCAAAACCGGCGCUUGCAUGGGAAUAUGAUAAUUUAUUAUUACUCCGUACCCCAGACCGACUUAAAUUUGAUUAUAUCGUCACUAAUCCACCAUAUAUGAUAAGAAAGACUGGUUUCAUUUCUGAACCUGAUAGUGAACUAUUUGAUGAAAGAGUUCUGGGAAAAGGUGGAAUGCAAGCUUAUGCUUACUUCUUUUGGUUUUGCGUGGAAAGAUGUAAAGAAGAACACGGUGAAAUCUGCUUGAUUAGCGCGAGUCAGUGGAUGGGACUAGAAUUUGCGGAUAAACUAAGAGCCUGGAUAUGGCAAAGAUGUCAUCUCGUAGAAUUUUUUCAAUUCGAACCAUUUAAAGUUUGGCGUAAAAUCCAAACGGAUUCCCUUAUAUUUCGUCUUCGCCGUCGAAGAGAAUGCAUACCAGCGAAUAAUCAAAUGAUAACCGCACCGCACUCAUCUAUUACCAAUCUAGAGCCAUUUAUCCUUUUUUUGCGUUAUAUGAAUCGUAAAGCAACUCUACAGGAAACGUUGCAUGCGUAUGCAAGUUUCGAUCCGGAUAUCGCCAAUAGCUUUGACAAAGAUAUGCAUUACAAAUUGACAGCACCUUAUCCAAGCACGAAAUUACCUCCUUCUUCCACUAAUUCUUAUUCGUUCACUUUUCUCAUGCCAACUUCCGCCGUGAGUGCCUAUCUUCAUUCUAUAACCGCAAAGCUUCCCUCUCUUUGCGAUCAUUCGAGCUUAAAAUCUACAUGGUCAGAGCUAAAUCCGUUAAUAUGGCAUAGAGGACCGAAUACAAAUCCAGUCUAUGCGCUCGUAGUUCGUACAGCAUGGGCAUACUCAAAAUUUGGACCCGAAGUUUGUGGGAGAUGGCUUCGUCCUGUAUUCUAUUGGAAUGGUAAAAAUGGUGGAAAAGAAGCAGAAUUUUGGGGAAAAAUGGGUGACGAAUUACGUCUAGAAAAGAAAGAGAGUUCACCAGCCGAAGCAUACGUUCCGUUAUUGGGAAAUAGUGCCGCUGCAGCUAUCAUGAAAGAUAAACAAGACCAUGAAAAAUCUAUCUACUCUUUAAUCAUGGUGGAUCGUGAUGGAGUCGAUAAAAUAAGAAAAGAAGUUGGCGAAGACAGUGACUUUUGGUACUAUUUGAAGGAAGCGAGAAAACAUUUACAAGCUGGAAUGUCUUCAAGAGAAAUCGUAUAUUGUGGAACGAGCAAGUGUGGGUGA